UUUUGGAUUUGUUCAAGCAAAACCCUUUCUCUUUUCUUACUUGAAGGGCGUUAAAUAUGAUUUGUGCAUAUAGAUAUUUCCAACUUCACGAAACGAUAUCGUUUCGGUGAAGGGUAAAUACCGGGCUUUUGUGGAAAAUUUACACCGAUUUAAGUGGUGGUGUAAGGAGCGUAUGGUUAGAAAAUUGAUGAAAUUAUGAAUAAAAAUCGUCGUGAAGCCGACAGCUCGUCAUCUUCAAGAAGCAUGGGAAAUUUCGUCGGUCGAGCUCGAUCGAAUAACAAAGUCGUGAUCGAGGAUGACGAUGACGAUGAAAUUGAGGAAAUAAAUACGCAAGAGGUGGCAAAAACUGUGAGAAGUGACGGGUCAUCAAGAUCGAGGACAAGGAGGCAAAGGCCAGAGGCUGAAGUUCAACCAGAACUUUCUCUAAGAACAGGUGGCAGCAGUGAACAAAAUAAUGAUUGGGAUGACGAUGAGUUACAGCAAGUUCUGAUCAUGAGUAGAAUUGAGGCAGCUGAACAAGAGGAAAGGAGAAAGAUGUGGAAAGAUGUGAUGAAUAAUAUUCAAGGGGAAAUUAAGCCCCUUAAGUCAGACAGACAGAAAACUCCUGUGAAAGAAUCUUCAAAAAGAACCACAGGUAGUGAAGAAGAUCAAAGAGGGCGUGCUGAAUCCCCAGACUUGUUUUCAACUCCUCCUGAAGGAAAAGAAAAUCUAGACAAAAUAAUGGUGCCUAAGAAUGCUGACAAUGACACAGACCAUCCAAGUAGCCCCCCUUUACCUGUCACGGUGAGGUCAAAUGACACCAACCCAAAGGAUGACAGUGGAAAAGAGUUAAGUUCCCAUCCUGCUGGCUCUUCUUCCAGCAGACAGGACAAGAUGGACGUAAGAAGAAAGUUGAAAUUGAGAAGAACCAAGAGGGACGAAUCAGGCUUGCCAAACCUGACAGAAAAAAUAUCAGACGAUGAUUUUACUUUGAAAGAGGUCAAGGGCAAUGAUACAGAAUCUUACAGGGGAAAGUCCAAGAGUGAAGAUGGUAAUAACGCUGGAGAAAAACGCAAACUCGAACUAAACGAUGAUGAUGAUGAUAAUACAGAUGAUGAUGAACCAAUUCUAGUGUUGAAAAAGAAAGAUCUUCCGAAACGUCAGAAACUAAUUUCAGUCGUGUACGACAGUGAUUCAGAUGAAUCGCAAGCUGUGAACAAGAAAGGUUGUAAAAGAUCACCUGAUGGAAUUGAUGAUCCUUCCCCUAAAAGAAUGGCAUCUUCAGCAUUAACAGUUCGUCUAUCUCGCCAAUACAAGAAUGUGCAGUACAGACCCACCACUCUAAAGGAUGCUAUGAAGGCCAAUUUGUAUUUCGCACCUCCCGGUGUGAACAUUCCAGCGUAUACUCGAAUCAUCAUAAGAAUGUUUGAGAAGUACAGAAGGCAACUACAUAAGGCGCAGUCCAGAGUCAAAACGCUCAUUCCCUGGGGUUCCCCUGUGGUGGCCGGCAGUAGACAAGGGGACACGCUGGAACCUCUUUCGGCGAAGACUACUACCUCUGUUGGAACAAGAGGUUCAGCUUUUGUCAGAGGGUCCUUACGUGGAGAAACAAGCCCGGGAAUUAGGAAUUAUUCAGACAGUGAAACUUCUGAGCGGAGACGAACUUUGAGAAGCUCAAGUACUACGGUUCAGCAACCCACCAGUUUCUCUACCAGCAGUAAAUCAACGAGUACAGCUACUGCACCUCCGUUUAGAAUAGAAAGUGAUAGUGACGGUGAUGACGGCUUUAGGGAGUCCUAUUUAGAUCAGUUAUGUACACCCAAUAAGAACUCCUCAGCUAAGAAAACACUGAAGAGCUCUGUGAGAAGUGGAAAGAUUUCUGACUUUGUAGAGACUUUGAAAACAAGAGAGGCUAGCUUGAAUGGAAAAUCCUUUUUGAAAAAACCAACUUUGAGCAAGGGUGGAGUUUAUUGCAAUGCUUCGCACAGUACUGAUCCAAAAGAGGAGAGUAGGAAACCUGCCGAUGUAGAAAUUCGUGACUCAGAAAUGUCGAUCCAUUUAGACUCAGAUGAACUCCAGUCAAAUGCUAUGGGUAGCUCUCCUCAGAAAGGUAAAAAAGAAAAAGAAAUUUUAGAUAAUUCUACAAAGCCUAAAGGCGAGGCUGACGUUGAAAGUUCAGCGAGUAAAACUGACAUUUUACCGGACGGUGGGGAAGUUGAAGGUAAUGUUUGCUUGAUGGAAACUGAACAAGAGAGCCAAGGUGAUAUUAUUCGGCCUGCAAGGCAAAGGGCUCUUUUGCGGCCUUUUAUCGAGGAUGACUCUACUGAGGAUGAAAACGAUGGGUCUCAGCCGAUUUUUUCAGUUCGGUUCCCGGGAAGUGAAACGGGGGUAGAUUGUGAGAGACCGACUACAACAGAGAAGGAAGGCACGAGGACAGCUGCAACUAAAAUUAGCAAGCAGAAAGGGAAUGUAGGGGAUCAUCUUGCGUCUCAAACGUUGUCGCUACCAAGCGAAUCCCAAGCCAUGCUUAGCAGGAGUAUUCUGGAGAAGAUGGAGAAGGAAAAUGAUGAACUGAUGCCGUCAGAAGCUUUAUGCGACCCUGAGGUAACGUCCAGUAAACUGAACAGAGAACCUGAGGCUGUGGGUGAACGUGAAGAUAAAGAAGUUUCAUUGACGGCUACAAGUUCUUUAGUAAAGCAGACAGAAGAGAGCUUUGUUGAGGAAGAUCAUCGUCUUGAAGUGACUGAGAAUCAGCGUGCAAAGCAGAAGCGUUCAGAAGCAGCUGACAGAGCAGCAGCUGCUGCAGAGAACAGACUAAAGACGACGAAGACACGCAGAGGAUUGCUUGAAGCGUGUUCGUCAAGCUCUCAAGAUCACUUCGAAGUAAACCAGCCAGACCAAAUAACAGAGGAAGCAGUAUUGGAAUCAACAGUAGAAUGCCCGCUAUGUUUUGAGCAUUUUAACACUAAAGAAAUUGAAGCCCACGCUUCAGACUGUCAGGGUUCACCCUCACAGGCGCAGUUUGGUUCACAAACGAACAGGAAGGAGAGUGAUUCUAGGAGCAAGCCUGGGCCGAGUUUUAGAAGUGUUCCUGCUGGGGGUGUGAACACAGUUUACCGAACUUUAAGUGGCGAAAGAGGAGAGUUGAAAGACCUUAGAGUCGUGCUUCAGAGGUCUCCGUUGGCGAGACAGAUACUGCAACAGAAAGACACUCCAACGUCGGAUUCUGGCAAGCGAAAUCUUGACUUCGAAACCCGUAGUGCGGCCUCUGGAAGCCCUAAUCAACACAGUAGUUCCAGAAGCUUUGAUCGAGGUCCGCGAAAACCCAGUAGGAACACCAAAGGAGCCUCAAGGGCCGAGUCAGAGAGUAACGAGAAUGGUUACGGGAAAAACGAGAGAGAUGGCAGUCCUAGUGUCCAUAACUGGCUUGAAACAUCAAGCCCGGAAAAGGAGAAACCAGCGUGGACAUUCCCCGGCGAUUACAUUCCUCUCAACACAACCAAGGAAAGAGAAAAAGAAAAUGAAAGUGACAGGUCUAAAGAGCAGGAGCAUCGACAAACUUCCUGUAGAACUGAAGAAGUGGCAUCGGACAGUGAUUCAUCAGUUAGUAGUGAUAUAUGUGAUGAUAGCCUUAUGAUGCAGUACGGAGCUCAGCGCAGUUCUGCGCGUGGUAAAGAAUCCGGGAUAACUCGAACAGAAGGAAACGACGAAAAUGAUAUCGCACUUGCCAUGCUUGGUGGUCGAAGAAAGAAACGCCCCCUGUCUUUGUCAAAAAGCUCAAAGGCCAAGAAAUCUCGUCAACCAAGGGAUUCUGGGAGCGAGGAGGGUGACGAGUUUCACGUGGUCUGUGAGCUCUGUAACAAGAAGAUUCCGAAAGAAUUGUACUUGCAGCACGUGGAUGAAGAAUUGGAGGCUAGGAAAAGGACUUCAAUACCUCAGAGUAAAGUAGAAGUAGUUUGUGUGAAAGACAAGAUUCCGACAAGAAGCAAAGAUGUAGGUAGAAGGUUUGGCGCAAAAGAACACAGAGAAAUUGAGAAACCCUCGCGAACUGCUGCAACAGAAGACACCGACGAACUCGAAGUGGACUGGGACGAAGUCAGUGAUUCACCAAUCAAAUGUUUCCAGUUCACGGAAAAUUCGAACAGUGUCGUGGACUUCGAAAAUCAAUUUGAACACCUGAAAGAGAGCAAGAACAACAAGAGGCAAACGAAAUACGGGCAAAGGGAGCCUGAUUACGGGAGGCCUAGUUACCGUGGGGGACGUAAAAGUUCCGGUAACAGGGGAAAUUACAGAAGAUCGUCUAACAGAGGUUAUGGGCGCGGGAAGAAGAAUAAAAAGUACAGAGGAUCGCGCGGAAGAAAGUAGAUUUCAUCGAGCACUACACGAACACCAAUCUCGUUCCCAAGGCCUUUUAUCUUAGUUGGGGGUGGGGCCCACCCCCAACUAAGGGAAAAAGGCCCUGGGAACGAGGUUGCAUGAACACCUUUCCGGCGGGAAGUGCACUUUUCGAGGAUGGAAUUAAUCUCAAGUUACUUUAGUAAGCAAAACGUGUCCAAAUUUCCAUAACAGGUGUCCCAGUUGGCAAAUCUUCUUUUUUAAGGCCUUUUUGAACGCAAUUUUAGCGCAGGGGGAAGGAUUAGUUAGGAUUAUUUGAGAAAUUCAGCGAUUUCAUGGCUCGGAAUUUAAACUGAAAGUCCCGUUGUGGAAAAGAUUUGAAAGAGGUUCCAUUUCAAUUUGAUCUGAGAAGCUACCUUAAACAAAAAUCAACUGAAUACUUCGGGAAAAGAUAAUGUCACCGACCGCUGUUCAUCUCAGCUUUAAUCAAAUAAGGCGAUUGCAUAAUAGCAAGGAGUCAAAUGAAGAAUUUGUUCAUGCUUAGCGUGCGUAUAUCGAGUUAUGGAUGCGCGCGGGACAACAAUGACAAUGACAAU
Stylophora pistillata is the source of this 4910-nucleotide messenger RNA. RefSeq lists its product as uncharacterized. Gene Ontology annotation, molecular function: K63-linked polyubiquitin modification-dependent protein binding; histone binding. NCBI's taxonomy places the organism in Eukaryota, Metazoa, Cnidaria, Anthozoa, Scleractinia, Pocilloporidae. The record is from RefSeq and is a predicted model, not a curated record. Gene Ontology annotation, cellular component: BRCA1-A complex. Gene Ontology annotation, biological process: double-strand break repair; positive regulation of DNA repair.